UCAUUUAUUUGUUUUUUAUCUUUUUUUUAACAAAUAACUCCUCAGUCCUAACAAAUAAAAACAAAUCCUCAUUAAUAAAAACAAAUCCUCUCAAAUAAAAACCAAUCCUUACAAAUAAAAAAAAAAGUGGUAAAAUAAAAAAAAAAAAAAAAGGUAAUAAAUUAAAAAAAAAAUAAUUAUUAUUUAAGGUCAAAAAAUAAUAUAAAUUAUCUUUAAAUUUUUUUCAAGCAGAAAUAUAUUAAAUUUUUAUUACCAAUUAAUAAUAAUAAUAAUUACAUAUUUUUAUAAUAUUUAUAAAAAUAUUUUUAGAAAAAAAAAAUGGAUAAAUUUUUUUUAUUUGUCAUACUAUUACAAAUUACAAUAUUAAAUUUUGUUGUUUCUAACGCCACACCAAUGGUUGUAAAUGAUAGGCCUAUUAUUGGUGUUUUAACCCAACCAUCGGCAUCAUUUAAAUCAUAUGGAAAAAAAUAUAUUAUGGCAAGCUAUGUAAAAUUUGUUGAAAUGGGUGGUGCCAGAGUUGUUCCCAUUGAUUAUGAUUUGCCAUUAGAGGAACAAACCAAGCUUUAUAAUAAACUUAAUGGAAUUCUAUUACCAGGCGGUGAUGUAGACUUUAACAAAGAACAUCAAUACAAUAAAACCCUCUACCACAUUUGGGAUUAUUUUUUAAAAACUAAUAAUGGUGGUGACUAUUUCCCACUUUGGGGCACAUGUUUGGGCUUAGAAGAAAUUGUAUCAGUAUCCGGUAAAUCGUAUGAUGUAUUAGGUAAUUUCCCAGUACAUAAAACCAGUCUUCCAAUAUCAUUUACAGAACAUGCCUGCACCAGUAGACUAUAUCAAGAUUGUUCAACUGAAAUAAUCAAUAUAUUUAAAAAUGAAAACGUCAGUUGGAAUAACCACAACUUUGGUAUAUCACCUCAGAAAUUCAAUGAAAUCGGGUUAAAUAAAAUAUUUGACAUACUUGCAUUAAAUAAAGAUGAAAAUGGAAAUACAUUUGUUUCAGCAAUAGAGGGCAAACACAAUUUACCAGUUUUUGCUGUAAUGUCACAUCCUGAAAAAACAUUUUACAGUUGGGCUAAAGACGGCACCAAUCAUUCAAAACAUUCAAUUUUAGCAAAUCAACACUAUUCAAACUUUUUCGUUAAUGAGUGUAAAAAAUCUUCACAUCAAUUCACCAAUCAAGAAGAAGAGUAUAGCUUAUUAAUUUACAAUUUUAGUCCAGUUUACUCAAUGCGUUAUUUAUCCGUUCCAGUAGAACAAAUUUAUUUUUUUAAAUAAAAUAAAAUAAUGGCAUUUCUUUUUAUUAAAAUAGUAACUUUUUAUAAUAAAAUAAACUAAUUAAUAUAAAUUUAUCU
Dictyostelium purpureum is the source of this 1352-nucleotide messenger RNA. RefSeq lists its product as uncharacterized. Gene Ontology annotation, cellular component: vacuole. Gene Ontology annotation, biological process: tetrahydrofolylpolyglutamate metabolic process. Gene Ontology annotation, molecular function: gamma-glutamyl-peptidase activity. Bases 394 to 1275 code for a protein of 293 amino acids. Lineage: Eukaryota; Evosea; Eumycetozoa; Dictyosteliales; Dictyosteliaceae. The record is from RefSeq and is a predicted model, not a curated record. The transcript has a single exon.